This is a messenger RNA of Tetranychus urticae (two-spotted spider mite), 3331 nucleotides long. RefSeq lists its product as uncharacterized. NCBI's taxonomy places the organism in Eukaryota, Metazoa, Arthropoda, Arachnida, Trombidiformes, Tetranychidae. The record is from RefSeq and is a predicted model, not a curated record.
CAAUAAAUAAUCUAUUUUGGUCUUUAUUCAAAUAAAUAUCAACUAAUGUUUUCACAUGGUAAUGUGAACGACUGAAAUGUGUUGAAUAUGAGGAGCUCAUUAGCAUUACCAAAUGGCAACACCAUUAGAAUUGAUUGGGGUUUUAUCAUUAUACAACCAUAAUUGUUUAGUAGGCAAAUUAAGGGUAACUUAGACGGAAAAGAGCGAACUUGAUAAGUAAUUACUGAAACCAAGUAACAAGUGAAUCGUCUAGAAAUUAUUGCUAUCGGUAAUUGGUUAAAUAAUAAGAAUUGUGAAACUACAUUGUAUUGAAUAACCAUUCACUAAUUUCUCCACGAGACAGUUGAUUCUUAAUGUUGAAUAGUUUUCAUGAAAAUAGGUUGUUUUUCACAUGCAAAAGCCGAUAACACUAUUGAUGUGAAAGACGUUUUCAAUGGAUUAGGAAGAUUGUUGCAUCUUAAUUUGGAUUAUGGCGAUAACAUAUAUACUGUCUUCAAGGAUGAAGACUUCUGUGUAAAUUAUUGUUCAUUCUCGCUGAAACGAUGAAACGCUCCAAGUUUACAUUUAUCCAGAUAUUUUGUUGUGUUAACCUAAUAUCACUAGUUGGGUCAACGGAAAAUAACACCAAUUUAGCCGAUCUCUAUAAUAUCUGUCAAAGUGAUAGCAAUCGCUACCAGGUAUGUUAUUCAUAUUCCUCGUUGAAUGAUGAAGAUUGCUUGAAAUCUCUCGACUGUGACUAUUUAGUGGUCGCUAAAGGAUCAAGAGUACCAACUAGCUUUAUGGCAGCAAAUAAAACACCAUAUGAAAAUAGCCAAGAACAGCAAUUAACGAUAAAAACGUAUAUCCUUCAAUCAGCUGCGUCAACUCAAGACUUUUGGUUAACCGAUGGUAAAACAGCUUAUCUGUACCGUUGUGAAGUCACUGACAGCAAAUCUAGUUCUUUGGUUGAAAACAAUCCAAUUAGAAGAUGGAAAUCUAUUAAAAAAGCUUAUCUGGUUCCUCAAAUUCAGGAUGGUUCAGCAAUUAUGGGUUGUUCAUGGUUAAUCUCACAAUAUAAUACAGAUUGGCCGUUGAAUGAAAAUGGUAAGCCUGUUGAUUUAAUAAACAAUCCGUACUCUUUGGUAUUUGGAUCGAUAGAUGGAGUUUACAGCAAUAAACAUGCUGACAAAAGUUUGAUACCAAUUUAUCAAUUACAAUAUUUGUAUGAAGAGUGUAAACAAAAAACCAAAAUUUGUUAUGGUUCCAAUGAUUGUGUCAAAAGUGCUUCUUGCUCUGAACUACUUAUUAUAACCGCGCGAGAAUAUGACGCGAUUUACAUCGAUUUCAUGUUCCUAAUUCUGGUACCUCAAGAGCAAACAUCUUAUGUUAUUGAUAUAAAACCAUUGCCAAGGAUAUUGAAGGAUGGUAAUGGACAGAAUGAAACUUUGCUUAACCGGCUAAUUUUACGAACCUAUUGUGAUCAGAAUAUUUGCCGGCAUAAGGCUGUUUUCCAUGAUUUUUUGGAGAUUGUGUUGGAUGAAAAUGUACUGACUUACAGCUCAAGUCAUGUCACUGGGUCUGUACGGAAAUUUAUCUGGUCUUUGCCAAUGAUUUUCGAGUUGAAUGGUACAUUAUUCAACUGUAAGGAUACCAUGUAUAAAGUUGCCAUUAAAUCGUCUGAUGGUUUGGUCCUGGCUGAAUCAAAGUCAUCGGGACUUCCAGGUUACUCCUUGAGAGAAGAUGUUUUCAAAGAAUGUACAAUGAUUAAACUUUCAAGUGAUGAAAGAGGUAGUUCAGCUGUUUGUUAUGGUUUCAAUAAAAACGAUCCAACCUCAGGAUGCUUGAAAUGUUCAUCUUGUUCCGUUGUAGCGAUCCUUAAGCCUUUGCUGACAACGAUUUCCAAUGAAAAUGCAGUUGAACGAGAAGAACUCGAAUUACAAUUGUAUGCUCAAGAAGAUACAUCAUCUUUCGGUUUAUUUUUUGAUUACAAUCCAGAUCUCGAGUUAUCCUUUGGCUAUCAGUGUUUAAAUGGUGAGAAAGAUGGACGCGAUGAUCAGUCAGUAACUGAAUCAACAACGGCAGAUGAAAGCUAUGGUCAGGUGGUGAAUCAAAAUGGUUUGGUUGCUUAUGGAUCCGUGUUUUGUAAAUUUAUUAUCUCUGAGGAUCUUGGUACCUGGCCUUUGAUGAAAAAUGGAGAAAUGGUUGAUCUGAUUAAAGAGCCGAUAUCAGUAAAGCUCACAUGGAAUCAUUAUCAAAAAAUAGUUGAUCCAGAUGGAUCACAUAAUCCAAUCUUUCGUUUUAGAUAUCUAUAUGAGUCGUGUUUACGCAAAAGUUCAAAUGUCUUGUGUAUUGGGUUUGAUGGCUGUCUUGAUUACCGAAAUUGUACCAAUUUAGUUGUCAUAAGCUACAGAAACAGUUCCAAUUUAAAAUCAUUAUCGCUAUCAUCCACCACCAAUAAUGUAACAAAGCCAUUCCAGGAUGAAAGGUUGUAUGGAUCUCAUGGUCUCCUAGAUUGGGCUGUUUAUGCUGCUGAUGAUAGUGACUCGUUUGUCGUCUCAUUUUCGGGUGACAAUGUGUACGGUGAUGACUAUGCCAUUUUGUGUACUCCGUCAGGCUUUUCUGAACACUAUAUCUGGGAAACAGGAAAACUCAAAUCAAUUCAGGAAACUGUGAUUCACAAUACAAAGCGCCAAGAAAGAUUGAACACAUCUGGCUUUCGGUGUUUCUGGACCAUGCCCGGAAGAUUUUCCGUUUUCUUCUCUAAUUUUCAGUUUGACGUGACCACCGAUAAUGUGCAUAUGAAUUUGACAUUUCAAAAAAACAGACAACGUCAACAUGCGGUCAAAGUUAUCACUACAUUACCUGGUUACAAAAGCAAAAACAAUGGAUCAAGCCGGAUGCAACACCAACUGCUACCUCUAAUUGUCACCUUUUUGGUCUUCCUCUUGUCCUAACACGUCAAGAUCAAUAUUUAUUUUUUACAAUUAAACAGUUUUUUUGUACCAAAUUUUUAGCCAAAUAUUUUUUGAUUGGUGUUUCAUGGAGAACGGUCAAUGAUCUUUUCACAACGUUGAUGGUUACUAUUGUUACGCUAAUCAUUCUAAGCCAAUAUUGUCAACCUGAUAAUUGCUUCCCCUCGAUAAACACAUCAAAUUAGGUUAUGCCUUAAAUUUUGUUUGACUUUAACACUUUAACAACCUGUUAUUUAUUCAUGUUUACAUUAAUGUUACCGCAAAAAUGAAGAUCCCAUUUGGCAAGUGAACAAAAUACAUUUAUAUGAGUUGUUAAUUCUCACUCUUUUGAAUGAAAAAAAUCCUGAUCAUUUAAAAUUCAAAUUAUUCCGAAAAGCGUA